This is a messenger RNA of Heterobasidion irregulare TC 32-1, 1642 nucleotides long. RefSeq lists its product as uncharacterized. Bases 25 to 1518 code for a protein of 497 amino acids. The record is from RefSeq and is a predicted model, not a curated record. The transcript has 9 exons. Gene Ontology annotation, molecular function: phosphatidylinositol binding; actin filament binding. Gene Ontology annotation, biological process: actin filament bundle assembly; actin cortical patch localization. Gene Ontology annotation, cellular component: actin cortical patch. Lineage: Eukaryota; Fungi; Basidiomycota; Agaricomycetes; Russulales; Bondarzewiaceae.
CUCUUCUCAUAGGAUUCGGGAUUCAUGAAGCUAAAUAGCCCUUUGCCACAAACAUUACCCAAGGAAUGCGACAAGGCCGCAAAGAUCUUCAAGUCGUUCGUCGAUAGCGGAAAUAACGGGUUGGAUGGGGUCAUUCCGCGCACCGUGCUCGAGAAUGCGCGUGGGUUCGCGAUUUUCAGUGUUUUCAAAGCCGGCUUUCUGUUCUCAGCCAGGGCAGGGAGCGGUGUUGUGAUAGCAAGACUCGAUGACGGCACUUGGUCUGCGCCAAGUGCGAUCGGACUGGCAGGCGUUGGUGUGGGCGGCCAGGCAGGCGCAGAGAUGACAGAUUUCCUCAUUGUCUUGAACUCGAGAUCACAUAUCAGAUCGUUUAUGGCAGCAGGAUCUCUUACUCUUGGCGGCAAUAUGAGCUUGGCUGUGGGACCGUUAGGCCGUAAUGGAGAAGCAUCGGGCGCCCUCAAUACCAGCGGCAAAGUAGCGGCAAUGUACAGCUACUCGAAGACGCGCGGGUUAUUUGGCGGCGUGUCUGUGGAGGGCUCUGUCAUCGUCGAGCGUCAGGACGCAAAUGCUCAGGCGUACAAAUCUGACGUGUCUGUCAAAGUCCUGCUGAGCGGGUCCGUAGACCCGCCCGAGUUUGCCAUGGGGCUCAUUCAUACACUAGAUGCUUGUACAGGCAUGCCGGGAAAUCGCCAUUGGGUGAAGGAUGAUCACAGCGCGCCGGGAACGCCGAUAGAUGGCGGGUAUGCAUUCGGUGGGAUUGCCAGCUCGGGCACGGAAGGGCCUGCGUCCCUUAAAAAGAGUAGGAAGAACAGCAAUGCGUUUCCUCCGGCGUCGUGGGGUAGGAAGAAGAGCUCGGGCAGUUAUUUCAACACAGAUGCGCCGACACAAGGCAACACGAUCACUGGUUCUGACCGUUCUUCGGUGUCUGGGGCUGGGAGACCGUCUUGGGACGACGCACCACGCGCCGACAGCACGCAGAACUUUGGGACCCGCUUCGAAUCCGAUUUUGUACCGGACGCACCGAAUAGCACACCACGUCCUCAACUUGGAUCUACUCUCUCACCUAAUUCACCUAUGUUGGGGAGAGGGAGCCUCAGCCACACAUCGUCGAAGAACACCUCGCUCGACCUGUCUAGGUUCAAUCCGAAGCCAAUCAUGCACAGCAGAUCUGCCAGCGCCGCAGCGUAUCCAUCAUACGACAGCUAUGACAGUAAUCCGUUUGCGCCGUCGAUUGACGAAGACGAGGGCGAUCUGUACGGGUCUUCGACGGACAAGGGGCAUAAGCCAUCACUGCGGAUUGCGGCGAAGGCUGAGUUGACGAGGCCGCUUCAUCCUGGCGAGGGUGUGGCGAGGGCCAUUGCGUUGUUCGAUUUCAAGGGGCAACAGGGCGGCGACUUGUCAUUCAAUAAGGGAGACGUCAUCACGAUCACGGAAAAGAGUGAUACGACGGAUACAUGGUGGAAGGGGAAAGCCGGCGGCCGAGUUGGAAUAUUCCCCGCAAACUUCGUAGAGGUUGUGUGAUCAAGGUCGACUCGGAAAGUGCUCUUGAUUUUCGGCCGUCCUUGGAAUGUUGUACCUAUACUUGUGUAUCCUUGCCAUUCUGUCUCCAUACUGUGUAAAGUGAUGUAUGUACGACUUCUCAACC